Molecule: messenger RNA, 1147 nt
Organism: Panicum hallii
Lineage: Eukaryota; Viridiplantae; Streptophyta; Magnoliopsida; Poales; Poaceae
Product: ADP-ribosylation factor 1-like
Exons: 6
Coding region: 338-898 (186 amino acids)
Biological process (GO): intracellular protein transport; vesicle-mediated transport
Cellular component (GO): cytoplasm
Molecular function (GO): GTP binding; GTPase activity
Source: RefSeq, a predicted model, not a curated record
AUCGUUGGGCUAGUUUGGGUUUGGGGCUGUCUACUCUUAUCUUCAGGCUGGUGUCAGUUGACAAAAGAUUUGCGGCGGAUCUGGACACAUGGUGCCUGUGAGUUGCUCGACACGUACGUAUAUAUCCUCCUAUUCCUUGGUACAAGUAAGAGAAGAAAUUGCUCGGUCUGUUGACAUUUUUGCUUGGUGUUGAAGCACCAUUGCACGACUUAUUACUAGAUAAGAUUUAAGAAGAAGAAAGAAGAUUGACCGUCUUGAGCGUCACCAGGGACAGGGACCAUCACCGACCUCUCAACUUGAGCUCCAUACAGAUCUAGUCAGAGCGAGCGAGCUAGCGAUGGGGCUGGCGAUGGGGCGGCUGCUGGGCCUCAGCUAUCGCCUGACGAAGCAGCUCGAGGCGCGGAUCCUCAUGCUAGGGCUGGACGCCGCCGGCAAGACCACCAUGCUCUACAAGCUCAAGACCGGCGAGGUCGCCUCCACCAUCGCAACCGUCGCAUUCAACAUCGAGAGAAUCGAGUACAGGAACAUCAGCUUCACUUUCUGGGAUGUCGGCGGCCAUGCCCCUAACCGGCCCUUGUGGAAGUACUACUUCCAUGACACCCAGGGCCUCGUCUUCGUCGUCGACAGCAACGACAGGGACCGCAUUCGACUGGCCAGGGAUGAGCUCAACAACUUGCUCAACGCGGAGGAGCUCAGAGACGCUGCGCUGCUCGUGCUUGCAAACCAGCAGGACCUUCCCAACGCCAUGAGUACAGCAGAGAUGUCAGAGGAGCUUGGCCUUCAUCAGUCCCUUGGCAACCGUAGAUGGCACAUUCAGAGUGCUUGUGCCACCUCAGGAGAAGGCCUCUACGAGGGUCUGGACUGGCUCUGCACCAACGUCGAUAUAAAGGUCAGAUGAAUUUGGAUGAGCAUGCAUGUGAGUUUGUUUGACCUGUGGACUGUACCACUGUGGUGUGCCCUGGGAUCAUCAGAUGCUGCACAACACAAAUUAACACCCCAGGAGUUAUGUAGUUGCCUGAUAGAGCUGUAUAUAUGUGCUGAUUGAUUUGCACAGUUGUGGUUCAGAAUUCAGAAAUAAUGUAAUAAACAGAAUCUGGCGCUCGGCUGAUCCGUCGCUACAUCUAUAUAUUAUGAUUCAUGUUUUUUC